Molecule: messenger RNA, 1758 nt
Organism: Diaporthe batatas
Lineage: Eukaryota; Fungi; Ascomycota; Sordariomycetes; Diaporthales; Diaporthaceae
Exons: 4
Coding region: 1-1758 (585 amino acids)
Biological process (GO): transmembrane transport
Molecular function (GO): transmembrane transporter activity
Source: RefSeq, a predicted model, not a curated record
AUGAAGGACGCCAAUGGAGGUGGGGAGUGUCCUUCAUCAUCCCCAUCGUCAGGGCCUGCAAAUAACGGGGCAGGGGCGCAAGACUAUGAAAACAUGACCACAGGAGAGCAGCCAUGGAACUAUCUGCAGCAUGAAUCAUUAGAGGAUAUCGAGGCCGAGAAGCCAGGCUCGCCUACAGAUGAUGAUUCUUCGAGCUCAUCAGGGUCCAUCUUCGAGGACGGACGAUCGACAUCCUCAGGACGUCCCGAGGUUACAAGAGCAGUCAGCCACGUCUGUGACGGUAUUGAAAGCCGGCAUGAUGUCGAGGCCGCCCUGCCACUUGAAAAGCAACCGACCCCGCGACACCUAGCAGACCCGAAUCUCGUAACCUGGAAUACGGAGGACCCGGAGAAUCCCAAGACUUGGGAGACACGUCAGAAAUGGGCCGCAGUAUUUGUGGUGUCGACAUUCACUUUGAUCAGUCCCGUUUCGUCUACAAUGACUGCACCGGCAUUGAACUCCAUUGCCAAUGAACUGAAAAUUACAGUCGAAUUUGAGAAGCAAUUGUCACUCUCCAUCUUCGUCCUUGCAUAUGCGAUUGGUCCACUGCUUCUAGGACCUCUGAGCGAACUGUACGGCCGCGUCAUCGUCCUCCAACUUGCGAACCUCUUCUAUCUGUUCUUCAACCUUGGUUGUGGGUUGAGUCGCACAAAAGUACAGCUCAUAGUAUUCCGGUUUCUUGCCGGGUUCGGCGGGUCUGCUCCUCUGGCCAUUGGCGGUGGAAUUCUUUCCGAUUUAUUUACCGCAGAGGAGCGAGGAAGAGCAAUGAGUAUCUAUAGUCUUGCCCCUCUUCUGGGACCUGCCAUCGGUCCCAUCGCGGGGGCUUUCAUUUCCGAAAAUACUUCGUGGAGGUGGAUCUUCUAUUCUACGACAAUAGCCGACGCUGUGAUUCAAUGCGCUGGGCUCUUCCUUCUUCGGGAAACCUACACCCCAGUGCUGCUGCGGUGGCGCAAGGAAAAGCUCAUAAAAGAGACCGGAAACAUGGACCUACACACCGACUUCGAUGACCCGGACAAGACUGUUGCCCGAACAUUGGCUACAGCUUUUGUCAGGCCAUUCCGCAUGUUAUUUACACAGCCUAUCAUCCAGGUCCUCGCUCUUUACAUGAUGUUUCUCUAUGGGAUAAUGUAUUUAAUCCUGAGCACCUUUCCGGGGCUGUGGGACUCAUAUGGGAUGAGCACUGGAAUCGGUGGGCUGAACUAUAUUGCCCUCGGCCUCGGAUUCUUCCUUGGAGCUCAAAUCUGCGCCCCCUUCCAGGACCGUAUUUAUGCCCGUCUAAAGAAGCACUACAACGUAACAGUUGGGCGCCCGGAGUUCCGAAUCCCUAUGAUGGUGCCUGGGGCCAUUGUGCUGCCCGUCGGCCUCAUCAUCUAUGGCUGGACUGCUCAAUACCGAGUUCAUUGGAUCGGGCCUGACAUCGGGGUUGUCUUGUUGUCCAUUGGAGUCAUUGUCGGUUUCCAGGCCAUCCAGGGGUUUCUGGUGGACUCUUACACGAGGUACGCUGCAAGCGCUGUGGCUGCGGCGACGGUACUGCGCAGUCUUGCUGGCUUUGGAUUCCCACUCUUCGCACCCAGCUUAUAUGCCAAGCUGGACUACGGCUGGGGUAAUACUAUGCUUGCUUUCAUUGGCAUUGCGAUCGGCUGGCCUGGGCCAAUUUUGCUCUGGAAGUAUGGGGAGAGAUUGAGGGAGAAAUCUACUUUUGCAGCGGGGCCAAGAUGA